This is a messenger RNA of Trichoderma aggressivum f. europaeum, 2982 nucleotides long. RefSeq lists its product as uncharacterized. The record is from RefSeq and is a predicted model, not a curated record. Lineage: Eukaryota; Fungi; Ascomycota; Sordariomycetes; Hypocreales; Hypocreaceae. Gene Ontology annotation, molecular function: FAD binding; asparagine synthase (glutamine-hydrolyzing) activity. Bases 1 to 2982 code for a protein of 993 amino acids. The transcript has 5 exons.
AUGAAGGUCAUCAUCAUUGGUGCUGGUCUGGGCGGCCUCACUGCUGCUUCCGCCCUUGCAAAGAGUGGCCAUCAAGUCCAAGUCCUUGAGCGGAGCCCCAAACUAAAUCCCACGGGAGGAGGCAUCAGCAUCAGGCCAAGCGCAAGCAAGGUCAUACAGAGCUGGGGAUUCCAGCCGGUCCUAGAGCAAAUCUGCGACAGAUCGCCAUCCGUCACCUACCGCGAGCUAAACAGCGGAGAGAUCCGGACCACCGUCGUUGAUGCCCCCGAGCAUGCCGACUGGGGCUCGACGAGAAGGGCCUUUGUCAAGCUGCUCCAACACCAAGCAGCUCAGGCCGGAGCACAGAUUCGAUUUGGUGCAAACGUGGUGACAGUUUCUGAUGAUGAGACAAAGGCUACUGUGACACUGGAGAGCGGGGAGGAGCUUGUGUGUGAUAUUCUCAUAGCGGCAGACGGUAUCAAGUCGCACGCUCGCCGCGCCGUGCUAUCAGACCUGGGGCCUCCCGAGAAAUGGGACCCGAUUAUCGACCAGACCACCUUUUACAGCUUCGACAUGGCGGCCAGCGAGCUGACCAUUGACCCGAGGUCGAUGAAGCUGACGGAAAACUCAAACAUCACCACCUGGAAGGGCGAGGGCGGCUUUGUCGUGACGCGAUACAGCUCCAAGUUUGGCAGGCUCGGCCUCCUCUUUGCCAUCCAGGGAGAGACGGACCAGAAGAGCCUCUGGGACGAAAAGGGCGACAUCGACUUCGUGCGCCGGUUCUUCAAGGACGCGUGCAGCGACAUGAUCAAGGCUCUGGGAAUAGCAAAGUCUUGCGACCGCUGGCGAGUUGCUGAAGUGCCCGACCUGCCACGCUGGUCGAGCAAGGCCGGCAGGAUUGUGCUGUUGGGCGACGCAGCUCACGCGAUGCACCCCAACGCCGCGCAAGGGUAUUCGACCAUUAUCGAGGACAUUGGCGUGCUGCAGCUGCUCUUGUCCGCCGGCUCUACGGCCUCUGUGCCGCAGGUUGUGAAUGCCUGGCAGGCGAUUUGCAAGCCUAGGGCGGAGCGGGUGAAGGCGUUUUCGCAAUGGAACACGAAGCACUUGUCGGGGAAGACGGAGCAUGCCAUUGGCGUCUCCCACGCGGACAGUGUGCUGGAGAAGAUUGUGCCGGAUAAGAACGCUGACUUUAGCAGUCUGGAGUUUUGGAAGUGGAAUGCGGAUUAUGAUGCCAUUGGCGAGCGUCAAAAGCCGUCUGUGGCGCACGCACCGGCCAAUCCUUUGCGUCUCUUCGCCCGAGUUUUUAUCGCGACUCGACUUGAUCCUCGUCACGAUCAAGACCUCACGCGCCUUACAAUGUGCGGCAUCCACGCCGCCAUAUCAGCGGAUGCAGGUCGUCACCAGUUGGCCCCAGGCCUCGAGCGAAGGCUUCGGAACCGCGGCCCGGACCAUCUUGGAGCCGUAGAGGUGCAGCUCUGUCCAGGCGAGAGCUCGCUUCACCUGACUCUGGCCUCGACGGUUCUGUCGUUGCGCGGAGACCAUCUUGCAAAGCAGCCCCUAGAGGACGCGGAAUCCGGAUCUGUGCUUUGCUGGAACGGCGAAGCCUGGAAACUUGGCGGAAAACCGGUCGAGGGCAACGAUGGCGAGGCUGUCCUAACCCUUCUGACGGCCGCGAGUCGUAACGGCGGUCGAGAGGAUAGUGUCCUCGACGCCCUGCGAUCCAUCGAGGGACCAUUUGCCUUCAUCUUCCUGGAUAAGACAGCAAAGAAGCUGUACUACGGGCGUGAUCGUCUUGGACGUCGCUCACUGCUGCUGAAAAGGGGAGACGAGUUUCUGCUCUCCAGCAUAGCUGAAGCCCCUGCCGUGGGAUGGGCCGAGGUCGAAGCAGAUGGUUGUUAUACUAUCCAGCUGGACGGGGAAAACUCUCCAGCGGAGCUGAUGCCUGUUCGCCAUGAUUGGGACCAGAACAAAGACUUGGUAUCAAGUAUCGGCAUUUUCAACGCCUCUAUUCCUACUACCCCGACGACUCCCUUAACCAGUCAGUCUCUCUCAGUAAAGCAGCUGCGGGACCAUCUGACGGAGUCACUCCAACUCAGAGUUCUAAACGUCCCGAGACCUCCAAUGGCGGAAACGUCAGACGCCCGAGUUGGCGUGUUAUUCUCAGGAGGGCUGGACUGCACCGUCCUGGCCCGACUUUCCAGUGACAUGAUUCCGCCAGGACAAGCUAUUGACCUAAUCAACGUGGCAUUUGAGAAUCCUAGGAUUGCUUCGCAAAACAAAAACCUGUCCACCGCUGAGUUAUACGAGCUCUGCCCUGACAGGGUGACUGGGAGAAAGUCAUUUGCGGAGCUACUAACUGUCUGCCCAGACAGACAGUGGCGAUUCGUUACUGUAAAUGUUCCGCAUGAAGAAACAAGCGCUCAUCGAGCAGAGCUGAUAGACCUCAUAUACCCCCAUAACACUGAAAUGGAUCUCUCGAUUGCUUGUGCACUGUACUUUGCUUCAAGAGGACAGGGAAUGGGGCAGCUGGGCCCGGAGUUAGACGCGGCUGAACCAUAUAGUACGACAGCCAGGGUAUUGCUAUCGGGGCUUGGUGCGGACGAGUUAUUUGGCGGAUAUGUCCGGCACGCCACCGCUUUUACACGAGGAGGAUAUCCGGGUCUCAUAGACGAACUGAAGCUGGACGUUGGCCGGCUAGGCAAGAGAAACUUGGGGCGAGACGACAGGGUUCUGGCUCAUUGGAGCAGAGAGGUGAGGCUUCCAUACCUUGACGAGAGUCUUGUCAAGUGGGCGAUUGAGCUGCCUGCGUGGGAGAAGUGUGACUUUGACAACCCGGGAACCGGGUUUCAUCUGGAAUCCGAGAAGAGGGUCCUUCGUCUCCUUGCUGACAGCCUGGGUAUGCGCUCUGUGGCAGCAGAGAAGAAACGAGCGAUACAAUUUGGAGCGCGAACUGCCAAGAUGGAAAGCGGCAAGGUCAAGGGUACCACUCUGCUUCUUCCUUGA